AUGUUGAUCGUCCUUGAGUCUCUGGAGCACGACUUGAUGGAGUGGGAACACGACAUACCAUGGAAUUUCUGCAUGCGCGGCCGAUUCGGACCACCAGCGACGAAACAGUCGUUGAUGACCGUUCGACAGCGCAGGAUGCUCGGCCUCAGCCGUUUUCACCUCAGUUCAUUGAUGUACAGGCCCUUCGUUGGCUCAGAAUUGACGUCCGUGCGCGAACGGGAAUUCUGUUUUCGCAUGUCUGAGAUGCACGCUCAGGACAUGAUGGCCCUAUUCAAAGAGCCUCAUCGCAGCGGGCGUCAUAUUUUGAAUGAGUUUCCCUGGUGGCAGAUGACGCCGUAUUUGAUCCACGCCAGCUCUUUGUUCUUUGUCUCGGGGAUAUACCCCCGGUAG
Aspergillus brunneoviolaceus CBS 621.78 is the source of this 390-nucleotide messenger RNA. RefSeq lists its product as uncharacterized. The record is from RefSeq and is a predicted model, not a curated record. The transcript has 2 exons. NCBI's taxonomy places the organism in Eukaryota, Fungi, Ascomycota, Eurotiomycetes, Eurotiales, Aspergillaceae. The coding region runs from base 1 to 390 and encodes 129 amino acids.